UAUGGUUGUUAAGUCGUGUAUUUAUCCCCUAUGGUAGUAAUGUCAGGGUUCAGUUAUAGGACCCGUCAAAACAAAAAAGGGUUCAGUUAUAGGCUCAUGUAGGUUCUGUGAACAGUGGUUGAAGAGUGUUAAGGAGAGAGUAGAAACAGAAAGGGUCCUUUUUGGGUGCGUCUUUAUUACCAAAGACCAAAAGGGUGUUACUUGGUUUGGCCUCUGUUUGUUUUUCAGAGGCUUCUUUUCUUUUCUGAGAAGCUUUGAAUGGUUUCUUUUGCUGUAACAUCCUCGGUAAUCUGGAGGAAUUCAUGGCUAUGACACUGCUUUUCUGUCCCAUUGGUUCCUUUUCUUGGGCUUUGUAUCUCCCUUGUCACUGCAAGUUACUUCAUCAUCACCACCCCAUUGAGCAUGUGUUGUGUAUCUUAUCACUGUCGUGGAUUGUUUCAGUCCUGAAUCUCCAGCUUAAUGGUGAUGUUGAUGGAACAUAGUGAAAGCUGAAAAUAGAACAACAACUUGUUAAUGGCAUCAGCUUCUUGUGCGAGUAAGAGCCCGUUACCAAUGAAAGAUGCUGGAGUAGCUUCAGCUUCGGGGUAUUAUGUGUAUCCUCCACCGCAAGCAAGCUACGAGGAGGUUGCAAACAAUCCCAAGCUCUUCAUGGAAACCUUGGAGAAGCUCCACUCUUCUAUGGGCACCAAGUUCAUGAUUCCCAUUAUUGGGGGAAGAGAAUUAGAUUUGCAUCGACUCUUUGUUGAAGUAACUUCUAGAGGAGGUAUUGAGAAGAUAAUCAAAGAGAGAAAAUGGAAGGAAGUAACUGCAACUUUCAAUUUUCCAUCAACUGCUACAAAUGCCUCUUUUGUUCUGCGGAAGUACUAUGCUUCAUUGCUUUACCAUUAUGAACAAAUCUACUAUUUCAAAGCCCCUGGAUGGAGUCCAGCUGCUUCCAGCUUUUUCUCUUCAGCAGGCGGUCUGCAGUGUCAAUCAUCCAUUCCAGUUCCAGUGCAAAAGGCACAGUUUAUGCCGCCGUCAUCAGGAUUUCAAUCGCCGGUCUUUCAACAGUCAAGCGCUAAUGCUGCUGAAUUGCCUGAAGCCAUGAGAAAAUCUUCAGGAGGGUCUCAGGUGAUUGGGGUCAUUGAUGGAAAGUUCGAAAGUGGCUAUCUAGUCACUGUAACAAUAGGUUCAGAGAAACUUAAAGGCGUCCUCUAUCAGGCUCCACAAAAACCUGGAUUGUCUACUUCUCAUCACGGAGUUUUGGCCAACAACAGUGGCGCCUCUGCUCCGUUAGGUGUCCGUCGGCGCCGGCGCAGAAAGAAAUCAGAAAUAAAGCGGAGAGAUCCUGCUCAUCCAAAACCCAACAGAAGUGGUUACAAUUUCUUUUUUGCGGAACAGCAUGCAAGGCUAAAAGCACACCAUCAUGGGAAGGACAGGGAGAUUAGUAGGAUCAUUGGCGAACUCUGGAACAAGUUGAAUGAAUCAGAAAGAGUAGUUUAUCAAGAGAAGGCUAUGAAGGAUAAAGAGAGGUAUAGAGUGGAAAUGGAGGAUUAUCGUGAGAAGCAGAAGAUGGGCCAAGUUAUUAGUGAUGCUGUGCCUCUGCAGCAGCGGCUUCCUGAGGACAUGAAAUUGGAUGAAACGGAGGGCGAUUCUUUUCAAACACCAGAAGAAAGCAGUACUGGUGGAAGCGACUAUGACGAUGAUAGAGCUAUGGAAAAAGAUUUUGAUGAGGAUGCAUCACCGGUUGCCGGCAUGGGUGCUGAAUCUAGCUGCUUGGGCUCGGAGAAGUCACCCAAUGGAGGUUUAUGAGGUGCUUGAUUCUUUCUGCAUAGAUAAGGGCAUCAAUUAAGAAACAAGUACAGAAUGACUAAUCUUAGAGCAGAGAACAAAAAUACUAUGUGCAUCCCAAAAAUUAGCCACCAAAUCAGUUAUCAUGAAUUUGUGUAUAAAUACAUGUGGUGAUUAGCUUAUUUUCAAUGUGUAUUUUAUAUUUCAAUAUGUACUUUAUAUGGGUGGUUGAUUUGGUGGCUGAUUUUUUGUGUACACGUAGUAUGGUUGAUCAGAGAAAUAGAAAUUUUUUUUUAAGAUUUCAAUUUAAAUGAAGUUUUGACUUUUGAGCUCAAGACUGACUUGUUAGUGGUUAGAUGCUUGGCUCACAAUCACAGUGCUUAACUGUGGGUUUUGCCAUGUCAAGAUUUCAGUUGUUUGAUUUAUUGCUAGUUUCAUGAUAUUGUACAUUUGACAUGCUGACAUAGUAGUAGUUUAUGGUACAAUUAGGACUUUACUUAGAAGCAGUGGCGAUUCUUAUC
Molecule: messenger RNA, 2291 nt
Organism: Arachis stenosperma
Lineage: Eukaryota; Viridiplantae; Streptophyta; Magnoliopsida; Fabales; Fabaceae
Product: high mobility group B protein 15-like
Exons: 7
Coding region: 514-1791 (425 amino acids)
Molecular function (GO): DNA binding
Source: RefSeq, a predicted model, not a curated record